GAGAUCGCGUGGCGCAGGUGUGUGUUCGCAGGGUUCGCAGUGUAGCUGUGCACCGCUGUGCACCGUCACCGCGCGCCCAACAGGGAUAGGUAGCGUAUCUUUUCACGGGCGUAAGUGCGAGAAGGAGGUGGCGAGAGCGGACCGGACCAGAGGGAGCGAGAAAGCGGAAAGAUUCCGAGAAAGGGCGAGCGAGGUGGGUGGUGUGAGAGCGACCUCGCCGCGCCGUUAACAUUCGCGCCCACGCAUACAGACACAUCGCGCAGCCCGAAGCGGAGCGCUCUCGGGGCGAGGAACCUUGCACGAGCCACCCCGAGGAGUUACUCGAACCUUGGUGGCGCACCAGAUACCAACAGGCGAGCGAGCGACCAGGUGAUUCUCGCGAGGGUGACGGAUACGUCCACCGUCCACCAGAUUCGCGUUCGCGAGGAGGAACCAGGGAUUCUUCGGGGUGAAGAGAAGAAGUCCACCCCCUAGCGAGAGGUGAAAGAAGGAGAGGAAGCCCUCGACUCGUCGCAGAAGCGGAAAGAAGAAGAAGAAGAAGAAGGAGCGCCUGCCUGCAACUCGCAUCCGCUCGAAGCGAGGAUGGUACGGAGAUUCUGCAACGGUGCGGUUGCACUUGGCAUCGCCCUGACGGCCUGCGCCGCUUUUCCGCGCGCCGUCAUGGCGAUCGACCUCAGCCGCUUCUACGGUCACUUCAACACGAAACGCUCGGAGGCUUGUCAUCCGUACGAACCGUUCAAGUGCCCGGGCGACGGUAUUUGCAUCUCGAUACAGUACCUCUGCGAUGGAGCACCCGAUUGUCAGGACGGAUACGAUGAGGACUCAAGAUUGUGCACCGCAGCCAAACGACCGCCCGUGGAGGAAACCGCGAGUUUUCUGCAGUCUCUGCUGGCCAGCCACGGUCCCAAUUACCUGGAGAAACUGUUCGGAACCAAAGCACGCGAUACGCUGAAGCCUCUCGGUGGUGUGGAAAAGGUGGCCAUCGCGUUGUCCGAGUCGCAGACGAUCGAGGACUUCGGCGCGGCGCUACACCUGAUGCGCUCAGACCUCGAGCACCUGCGCUCGGUCUUCAUGGCGGUGGAGAAUGGCGACCUGGGUAUGCUGAAGUCCAUCGGUAUCAAGGACUCCGAGCUGGGCGACGUCAAGUUCUUCCUCGAGAAACUCGUUAAGACGGGCUUCCUCGAUUGAACGGUCACAUCCGCCGCCGAACCGCCGCCGUCGUCAUCGACGAGGAGCCGCCGUCGUCGUCGCCGCAUCGCCGCCGGUGUCACGUCACCGUCGUCGCACCAGCAGUCCCUUCGUCUGAUGAAGCCUAAAUUAUCCUCUCCGCGAACACUUUUAUCUUUCCUUCGUCGCGAGUUCUUACACGCAGGAUGUAGCCUGUCACUUUUCUUUUCCUUCCUAUCCUUCUCGAAUCUUUUGCUCUCGCUUCAACGCGACGAGCGCGAUCACGAGCACCGGGAUGAUCGUCGAGAUCUGGCGUUAGGAAGCGAAUGUCCGAAUUUUCUGCAUGACGAGUGAUCAGGCAGGUUUCCGUUUCACAUAUCUCGUAAGCUCUAUCACGUUUGGAUUAUUUCAUCACGCGCGUCAAGCGUAUCGCUGAUCCACUUAGAGAAAAACGCAAUAAUCAGGACUGAUAAUUAAUGUGCCACGCAUACUCUCGGACCAGUUUUAAUUACGUCGCGAUUUGAAUUCGCAUAUAUAUCAUUAGGAAAAGCAUAAUCGAGGGAUUGAAAAACGUAUUAGGUUCUCUGUACGAUCUGUAAUUUAAUAUUCCCUCUUUAACUUCUCAAACUGAAACGUCUUAUGACGAAUAACGUGUUACUUACAAUUAGCCUACUUUACUUCCUCUAAGCUUUAGUGAUCCUGGAUAACAUUAUCGGAUUUGAAUGUAAAUGUUUUGCUACGCUUUGACAGAAUCUCUUACGUCUCUCGUUUCCCUUAGCUGCGCGUCGAGGCGCAAGCCUUUCUCGUGUGAACAAGUAAUGAGCUUUUAUCCGACCUAUCUCUAAAAUAUUGAGCUUCCUCAUGUAUCUUGUAACUACUUCGCUACAGAGUACUCUCACUCUCGUGUGCACGUGCACGCUGCUUCGCGUGUCCCGGUUUUAUUCGAGCCGUGUCUUUAAUAUGCGAGCACGUACACGGUAGGUAUCAUCUCGCAUAAGUGAUGAGACAUCGAUGACAAUCCUUCGCGAUCGGCAGUGGCGUAACAAUCCGACGGUUGUGCAUUAAAACUUUGAAACUUAGCGUUGAAACUUUUACUUAAAGUACGCGAGUUAUUUUCGCGAAGACUUAUUUUAUGAUUAACGCUUGAAAUGUUCCUUUUUAUGAGAUUGUAAUUCAGGUAAAAUGUCUACGUGAUAAAUUAAAAUUCUUAAACUUAGUCAAAGGGAUUCUCUCGGCGAGAUUGCUACCUUCAAGCUUCAAACAUGAAAAACUUCACGAGAUAAAAUUCUCAGGAAGUAAUUACGUUCGAGCACGGCAGGAUGAUUUUUAAUCAGAAUCGCGAUACUUCGGAAAGGUCGUGCGGAAGAAGCCGAUAAUGUUAAUACAAUGCCAUAAAAAAAAUUGGCUCCCUCAGGAACAACUUUAUGUUAAUUGCGGAUGCACAACUAUUGAAUCUAGAUGUGCUCCGGUUGGUUUAGGGACGAGGGAUUCUAGGUAUCCUUAAUUACUUCUGCAUAUUUGUAAAAGGAUCGUGUAAAGGGAUAACGAUUGUUCUCGAUUACUCCCCUGGGGCAUCCUUUUAAAUCGUACUUUCCGACGGCGCUGUGCAAUUUCCGUUGCGAUUACAGAAUAAUAUUGUGGAUCAGUGAGAGAUUUUAUUCACGACAGCUUUUAUUCGGACAGGCGAUUACUGCUGAAACAAUAUAUUGAUUUAAACCAACGUUUUUUUGCGCGUGCGUAUUUUUUUUAUUUUUUUUUUAUUUUAACUUCGUCUCGCGUUAAAUUUCGCGAGACCGCGGCGAACAAAAAAAAAAAUAAAUAGGAAAGAAGAUGAAAGUAGCAAAUCCCGUGCCGAGGAAGUUCUCGGUUUAUUCGGUAUUUUCACCGCAUCUAAUUGAACCAAAUUGUAAUUCUUGUCUUGAUUAAGGUGGUAUCCCUAUGGAGGCGGACGUAAGACAAGAUAAAGCAGCUUUGUUUAAUUAACUUUGCAAAACGAUGCGGUGGGAAUACCGAUCCUUCUUCAAGUUAAGAGGAUCAGGUGCUUUUGAUUUCUCUCAGUGCAGCCGUAAACGUCACGCAAUCGUAACACACAAUGCGGCGAUGUUGAAAUGGGUACAAAAGAGUAAUAGGGAGAAAAGGAAGAGGAAGAAAUGGAGCAUCGCGUCGCGUUCUUUCAGGGUAUGACGCGCAUUUUACUUAUUAGGAGAAAGAGAGCAAGAUAUAUAUAUAUAAUGCUAGCGUAUGAUAUUUUCAUUACGGCAACACGAUACAUAUCAGUACACAUACAUAUCAGUAAAUUAUAUUUAAAAAAUUAUAUAGAUAUAUUAUAUACAUAUAUAUGUAUAUAUAGAAAGAUAUAUAUAUAUAUAUGAUGAAGAAAGUAACGGGGUUCAUCGGAUUCUCUCGAGGUAGCGUUUCCCGUCGCGCUUUCCUUUUAAGUACUUCGAAGAGAGAAAAAUUAACGCGUUAUUAAUUUCUAUAUAUACACACAUAUAUACACAUGCACAUAUAUAUAAUAUGUAUAAAUUGUGCAAUUCGCGACAAUCGAGAAAUCGCGGACGGGCGCGAGUCUGACGAGAUCCCCUCUUUUUUUUUACCUCGAGAGAAUACAUCCCCCCUCGCGGGAUGAGUAACGACGUAACAUAUCAUACUUACUAAGCGUAUCUUUUAAUCGAUACAAACGAUACAUUGAGACAUAUCUUCUAAUUAAUGUAACUUAAGCGAGUUUAGAAGUAUAUAAAUAUUAUACAUAUAUAUAUACAUAGCGGAUACAUAUCAACAGAGAAAUCACUCUUUUAUCAGAUGGUAGAUAAUAUUUUGGUAUAUAAAAAUGAAAAAAAAAAGUUUAAUAUUCCCUCCAGAUGUCAAUUACGGUCCAAAGUAGGGCCUGGACCGAGGGCAAAAUCCGAGGGAACUUGUGUGUUUUAGCGAACAACCGAACGGGGCAUCAGACCGAGGGGUCAUGGCGCGCCGCGACACCCCUUUCUCUCUUUCUCUCUCCCCCGCCCCCAUCUCCGCAUCUCCGCCGCGUGCCUUGACCCUUUGGCCCCAAUAUUUCGAGUCGUAAGUCAUAAAGGUCAAAUCUAUCUCCCCCGAGAGCGGCAGACCGGAGUUCCACCAAUAUCUGAUAUACAUAUAUAUGCCACGUUUCGGAGGCGCGUUACCCAUCGUCUUGGAAUGAUGAGAGAUUAUAUUUUCCUCUCUUCCUCCCUUCCACUCCUCUCCCCCCCCCCCGAGUUUUAUUAUUAUAAUUUACACGUGUUGCAGAUAUUUCGAAAAAUGGACGAAGCUGGUUUGUCAAUUUGGUAUUCUCUCACAGACUGUCUUAUUGUAAACGUUAAAUUAAGUUCAAAAAUGCAUUUAUUUUUAUUCCUAUUGGACUUUCUGUAGACCUGUCGAUCUUGAUUGACUGAUCCUGAUUUAAAAUUUCAGACACAGCGACACAGUUGGUUUCGGGAAAAUUGUCGAUCCGUCCACAGCGUUUCGGUAAUGAAUAAUGCGGUUGAUCGGGGUUUCUACCGUGCCCUUUGGCAUUAUUAUCCCAAUGAUAACGAGGCGCUGAAUGUAAAUGGACGGGCUGAAAGUGACGUAUCGCAAAAAGGAAGGCUACGACACGUUGUAUUUCCUGCAUACGGGAAUUAAUCGCUUUCGAAAUUGCGUAACGUGGUGAAACGGGAUUGCGAUAAAAACAGUCUACGUUAAAUGAUAAAGCGGCAAUGUUCCCGCACGCGCGUCUUUUUACCCGCACCAACAAAUUUAGCAGCUCGCUAAAUUCGUUCCGCGUUACAUUCGAAUCCAAUUUCCGACAGACCCUUUGUACCGCCGCGAAAUGUAUUGAAAGGUUCCGAGGAAAAAUACAAAUAACGUCAAGCACAGAGUUUACGAAGCAUUCUUUCCCGUAAAUUCAACCACGCGCGGUGGCUGACGGUUGCGACGGCUCUUGUGAAAAUAUUUCACUCCGGCUAUUAUGCGCGCGAGACAGCACGGUCAAUUAAUUAACUAACGAGAAGAUGCUUUUUCUUUUAUAUACGUUCACAUACACGUCGCACGCGUUGUUUCGUUGCUCUCGUUGCCCAUUUACAUUGCUGCGUUCCACCGCCGUUGUAAUAUGCGUACGUAGCUAAGUAGACGUUAAGUUAAUCAAUAAAUCGAAGUGAUUAUAUAGGAGACGCAUGUAAUCUUCAACCUUGUCAUUUCAAACCGAUGGCACGCAUAUAUAUAUAUGCAUAUAUACGCGACCUAUAUGUAUAAAAAGAAAAAAAAACAGAGAACCUAUUGACCAUUUUAAUUAUUCAGAGAUUUCAACGAUGUGAUAAUGUACUAAAAUGUCACGCACCAUGUCGUAUUAUCUGUAUAUGUUACCUUUCGACUUCUGAUUGUUCUACUGCCAAAGCGUUUCUUAUUAUACGUCAUGUUUACCACGGCAAUCUGCGACAUACUCUGUACACUGUAUAAAGUAACCAUCCGCUUCUUAAGGUUUUGUACUUCUUCUCUAUUUGAUUGAACGCCAAGCGCUCUUGGGAUAAUAAUUUUGUCGUGCGAACAGUUAUAUAAUUGUUAAAUAAAGCGAACGUUUCUUCUCUUAA
Messenger RNA from Temnothorax curvispinosus, 5753 nucleotides. RefSeq names its product IDLSRF-like peptide. The record is from RefSeq and is a predicted model, not a curated record. The transcript is spliced from 4 exons. Lineage: Eukaryota; Metazoa; Arthropoda; Insecta; Hymenoptera; Formicidae. The coding region runs from base 583 to 1188 and encodes 201 amino acids. Gene Ontology annotation, molecular function: protein binding.